AUGAAGCGACAAUUUACCUUCAAUGCUGUCAAUCAGUUAACUUCUGACACAAGUACUUUCGAAAACAACGAGUUUCAAGAGGAAUUGAACAAAUUUCUAGAUAAAUAUUAUUAUUUUAUUUCUGAAAGAGCCCCAUGUCAAGCUCGGCCAUUUAAGUCUAAAGAGAAUUUAAGAGAAAAAACAGCUCUAUUAAACUACCAAAAUGCGAUAUUUUCUCAAAUUGGACCCAGAAAAAGACCUAUUCCGGGGUAUCUAAAUUUUCCAGGUGAUUUUGCAGGUCCUGCAGAGCCAGUUUCACUCACAAUAAAACUUGUUCAACUUCACCCUGACGAAUUCAUACCAACAGGAGCCUAUGCAAAAGCGAUGGUAGAGUUCUAUUAUAAAAUAAUUGACCGAGCAGGCCCUAUAAUGGAUUAUACUAUGAUUAUUGGAUGCCACUCAGAUAAUAUAGAAGAUUCUACUAUUUGGAAAAGAUGGCCAAAGAUUUCUCAUUCUAGGCAGUUAAGUAAAGAGUCUGGUACUUACUGGUCGCCAUAUGGAGGUCCCAUCUAUAUAGUCUCACGCACAGGCUACAAUAUCACUGUAAUAUUACACAAUGUUUAUGAAUAUCCCUUAUUUUCAACCAGAGAGCCCCAGACCGUCUCUGACUGGAGAACUAAAAAAUGGCACAACAAUACUACGCCUUUUAUGGAAUUUUCCGGUAGUGCAAUACGUUUUUGUGUACCGACUGGUUCCAUAAAGGGCCUUUCAACUGACCACAUGCUGAAUAUAACCCUGCACAUAUAUGAUCGCUUCGUAAAAACGAUAAUUAAUUAUGCUGGCCUGGAUUGGAAAACUGAGAGGGCUGUUCGAUUUGUAGUUGAUUUGCAGCCUUCUGCCGGAUUUGGUCAUUCUGGAUAUCCCAUAGUCGGUGCUAUGCCAUGGAUAGAUGCAUUUCUCGAUCUGGACAAGAUAUAUUCAAAUGGACAUUGGGGUAUGUGCCAUGAAAUUGGACAUAACUACCAGAGAAACUGGUACGAACUAGAAGGCACAAGCGAAGUUACAAAUAAUAUUUUUUGCCUCGUGGUAAAUUCCCGCGUGAUGAAUAUAUCAAAAUACCUACUAGGCGAAGAUAGAGGACUAAGCUCAUCUGCCCAAGAAGCUGCGAUCAAAUUUUGGAGGAACAACGGCAGUUAUCCGAAAUGGGAUUCAGUCGCUCUUUUUUAUUAUGCAUAUCUGCUGCAUUACUUUGGAGAUGGCUUAAUAGGAAACACACUGUUACGAUAUGAACAAGAUGAGAGUUCUCGACCAAAAAGUCCCUCAGAAAAGAUCGACCGAUGGAUUAUAAAUUUAUCUUUAGAGGCCGGCUAUAAUCUUGGACCAUACCAUGAAUUAUUUGGUAUUCCUUUUAGUGAAACCACCAAAGGUAUUAUUUCUAUUUUUUCAUGCUUCUUGCCGGAUGACGAAUUAACGAUGCAGGUCAAAGAUCGAAUAGACGAAAUUUCAUUCAAGUAUGGAGAUAAAUGCGUGAGGACUAUAAAGAAGCGGAUUUUAAACAAGAUUAAUCUUCUUCAAGGACAAUGGCAAAAUCUUCCAUCUGAAAUUCAGAUAGAAAGAAUAUAA
Messenger RNA from Protopolystoma xenopodis, 1602 nucleotides. The record is from the annotation of a GenBank genome assembly. Lineage: Eukaryota; Metazoa; Platyhelminthes; Monogenea; Polystomatidea; Polystomatidae.